UCAAAAUACAGGUGGAACCAAAUUUUUACAAGAUGCAUUGAGCACUACUUCGAUACUUCCUAGUGAACAUAAUCCUUAUGAAAUCAGCAGCACACUAUUUGAAUUUGACAGCACUUUAACUCCCUCUGAUGAUCAACAUAAUUCUGAAACAGUUAGUUCAGAACCCAAUAGUAAUAUUCCUGCUAAACGGCUUCACUGCAUAAAUGAUUCACAAACUUAUGAAUUUGAAUUCAAUGAACUAAGCUUCAAUUUGCAUGAGAAGCAAUCUUUAAACAGGAAGAAUGCAUCUAUUUCAGCUUGUAGCCCACAUGAAAUAUUCUGUCAUGAUGCAACAAUAUUCGAGAUUGCAACAUGUGUUGCAAACCAUCCUGAGAUUCUCUCUAUGGCCAAUAUGAUGCAUAAAAAUAAACAAAUAAGUUGGAAGCAACCUUUCGAAGAAUUUACGUUAAGAGAGCCAUCAGUAUUACCACCAAAUCAAAAUAAAGAAAAACCAUCAAUCGGCGAAAUGGCUUUAGAGACAAGACUUCAAAUCUGGCUUGAAGAGUUAAAAUGCCUCUUUCUUCGAACUUGUAACCCAUCACAGACAAUAUUCGAUUGA
Messenger RNA from Dentiscutata heterogama, 598 nucleotides. NCBI's taxonomy places the organism in Eukaryota, Fungi, Glomeromycota, Glomeromycetes, Diversisporales, Gigasporaceae. The record is from the annotation of a GenBank genome assembly.